Malaclemys terrapin pileata is the source of this 5615-nucleotide messenger RNA. RefSeq names its product heme-binding protein 2-like. The coding region runs from base 323 to 1135 and encodes 270 amino acids. The record is from RefSeq and is a predicted model, not a curated record. NCBI's taxonomy places the organism in Eukaryota, Metazoa, Chordata, Testudines, Emydidae. The transcript has 5 exons.
ACCUCUCCCUACCAAAUUGGCGGAUGGGGGCACCGCCACGCAAGUUGCGACCCCCGGGCCAGGGGCUGGGAAAGGCAAAGGCAGCGAAGGGGGACAGGGACUAGCAGCUGCCAGGAAGCGCUACGAACGGCGGAGGCGGCCGGCGGAGCCGUCUCCAAGGCUGCCCCGGGCUGCCCCCGCCCCCGCCCCGCCGCAAUCCCUCGGCAGGGCGAACAAAAGCGCCGCCUAGCCAGCCGCCGCCGCCACUGAGGUCGCUGCCGCAGGGCGCAGAGCACAUCGCCCCUCGCCCCUGGGCCGGGCGCGGCCGGACAGCGACCCCGCCAUGCAGCAGGAAGCGCUCAGCUGCCGCAUGAGCGGCGCGGCCGGGGAGCCCGGCGCCCCGGGGGCCAUCACGCUGGAGGACCUGGACAGCAUGGCCGAGGAGCAGAGCCCCGACUCGGCGUAUCACAGCAACGGCUGCAGCCAGGACGACGAGGCCGAGCAGGAGCGCCUGCUCAGCUACUGGCAGAGCGUGGGCAGGGGGCACCAGGUGGACGUGCCCGGGGACAUGGCAGAGCCAAUCCAGCAACUGACCAGAAAUAAUCAACAUCAGGAGAGGGAAAGUAUCCCAUUUACACUGAUACACCGCAAAGAAAAGUGUGGGGAAGUGCUUUACGAAAAACGUCAGUAUGGAAAAGCUAAAUGGGCUUGUAUUAAAAUGCAAGAAGAACAGUAUGAACAGAGCAUAUGUCUGGGAUUCAUGAAGCUUAUGAAAUAUAUUUGUGAGCAGAACUCUUCAGGAUUGUACUUGGGGAUGACUAUACCCAUUGUGACUCUAGUGCAUACUAACGAAACUCACUCAGAGUUAACACGUUCAGUGACAGUCGCAUACUACCUGCCUGAACUACUGCAGGGCCAGCCACCUCAGCCUUACGAUUCUGACAUAAUUAUUGAAGAGUGGCCUCCUACUGUUGUUUAUACUAGGAGCUUCAGAGGGGUCACCAAUGAAGACUCUAUAAUGAGAGAAAUAAACUUCUUGGGAGAACUUCUGGAGAGCCCUGAGCUAUGUUUGCAGAAUAUAUUCAUUGUUGCAGGAUACACCAAUCCAGCUGCUGCAAAUCGACACAAUGAAAUAUGGUUCCUGCAAAGACCGUAGCCUCCCUCUUCAGAUGCCUAGCAUUAUCCAAAUUCAGUUUGUACACAAUGGCACACUUAAAUUUGCAAAUGAAUCAUGUCAGGCUAGUCACGAGUUUUAUAAGUCUUUGUGAUAAACUAUACAGAAUUUUUAAUCCUAUUUUCCUAAACUACAUAUUACAGUCAAUCAAAUUAGCAUGACAAUCAAUCCAAUUUCGUUAUUGAGCCACCAGGGUUAAUAUCUGAAAUUUUACUGCCAAUUUUGAAAAAGUCUUAUACACAAUUUUUUACUAGAUACUUCAGUUUUACAGUUUAUCCAUAAUAUUUCUUUGAGAUUUAUAGUACUUUUCAAAUUGAUUCAUGUAAUCUUUGUAAACAAGGUAAAUUCAAAUCAUAAAGGUAUAGUUCAUAAAUUCUAAUGUUAAAAAACUAAACUGUUUUUAGAUUUUUUAAAUAUUAACAUAUUAAAUAUUUUUCCACUACAGCAUCUCUAGGGUGCCCUAAACAUUUAGCAUGAGAUUUUCAAAAGUGCUCAGUGUUGGCCCAACUCUGCUCAAAUGGGAGACCAUAAUAAAAGUUGGGAGCAGAGUUGGGUCAACACUUUUGAAAAAUCCCACCCUUGAGUACAGGUUUUCCCCACUCUUCUCGAAAAGAUAUUGAACCAAAGUAUUUGUCACCUUUGAAAUACAGAGUCCAGGAUGUGAAGAGUCAGUUGCAUUGCUCAUUCAAGUUUUGUUAGUAAAUAGUUCCGUUUUUCCUUUUUUAAAACUCACAACCACACACCCAUAGAUGACUGAAUAUGGUACUCAGGAGACAGAGGAUAGGCAUCAUUCCUGCUCAGCUGUUCAACUUACUGAGUGACAUGAACUUUAAAAACUAGAGCUUUGCCUAGAUAUUCAGAAUAUAGUAAUCAAGGCAGAUUAAUUGGCAUCACAGAAACUUGAAGGGAUAAAUCUCCUGACUGAAAUAUUGGUAUAUAGGGGUACAGCUUGUUCAGUAAGGACAGGAAGGGCAAAAACUGAGGAGGUCCAGAAGGAGAUGGGAGGCAGACCCGCUGAAAAUCUCUGGGUAAAGAUAAAAGGGGGAGAAAAUGUGUGUAACAUCAUGGUAGGAGUCAAAUAUAGACCACCAGGAAGAGGAAGCGGAUGAGGAAUCUCUAGAACAGACAUCAGAAAUAUCAAACACAAGACCGGAUAGUAACAGGGGAAUAACUACGUAGACAUCUGUUGGAAAAGUAAUAUGGCAAAGCACAAGUUCUUGGAAUGUACUGGGAACAACUUGGUGUUUCAGAAAGUGGAGCAAGUAACUGGGGGACAGUCAUUUUAGAUCUGAUUCCAACCAACUGGGAGGAAUUGGUCAGGAAUCUGAUGGUCGAAGGCAAUUUGGGAUAAACUGAUCAAGAAAUGAUAGAUUCUAAGGGAAAAAAAUGAGGGAGAGCAGCAGAAUAAGGACACUGCACUUCAAAGCAGACUUUAACAAACUCAGAACUGGUAGGUAAAGUUCCAUGGGAAGAAAAACCCAAGUGAUAAAGGAGUUCAGGAAAUCUAGCAGUUUCUCAAGGAGACAAUAUUAUAGGUAGAACACCAAUCUAUCCCCAAGUGAAGGAAAGAUAGGAAGAAGAGUGAGGGGCAAACAUGGCUGCAUCAGGAGCUCUUCAAGGACAUGAACAUCAAAACGGAAUCCUACAAAAAGUGGAAACAUGGACAAACUGCUAGGGAGUAGUACAAAAAGAACAGCACAAGUACGUAGGGACAGAAUCAGAAAGGCUAAAGUACAAAGUCCGUUACACUGAGCCAGGGAUAUAAAAAGGCAAUAAGAAGAUGUUCGUUAAAUAUAUUAGAAGCAAGAGAAAGAUGAAGGAAAGCAUAGGUUCUGUACUUAGCAGGAAAGGAAAGCUAAUAACUGAUGACAUCACCAAGACUGAUGUGUUUAAUUCCUGUUUUGCUUUAGUAUUCAUUAAAUACUCAACAUAAUUAAUAUUGACAAGAGGAAAGGAACACAAGCCAAAACAAGAAAAAAACAGGUUAAAGAAUAUUUAUCUAAUUAGAUGUAUUCAAGUUGGGAAGGCUAAUGAAAUUCAUCCUGGGGUACUUAAACUAGCUGAUGCAAUCUUUGCGCAAUUUGCAAUUAUCUUUGAGAUCUUCUGGAGAAUGGGUGAGGUCCCAUAGGACUGGAGAAGGGCCAAUGUAGUACCUAACUUUAAAAAGGAAACAAAGAGGACCUGAGGAAUUCUAGACCACUCAUCCUAACAUUGAUACGUGAAAGAUGCUGGAACAAAUUAUCAAUUAAUCAAGGUUAUAAAGAAUAGCCAGCAUAGAUUUGUCAUGCCAAAUCAACCAAAUUUCAUUAUUUGACAGGGUUAUUGGAGGGUUAUAGGAGGAAAGAUGUGAUAUCUUGAUUUUAGUAAGGCUUUUGACACAGUUCCAUAUGACAUUCUCAUAAGCAAACUAAGAAAAUGUGGUCUAAAUUAAAUUACUAUACGGUGAGUGCACAACUGGUUGAAAGACCAUACUCAUAGUAAUCAUCAAUAAGGUUGCGAAUUUGUCACAGAGAUCAUGGAUUCCAUGACCUCGGUGACUUCUGCAGUGGCCAGACACACCAGCUGCUGCUGGGGCAGUCUUGGGCCAUCGCCCCCCUAUCCCAGCAGCAGCAGGAGUUUGGGUGGGGGGCAGAAGGGGAUGAGGGCUCUGGGUGGCGUUUACCUUGGAGGGGCUCCCUGGAAGCGGUGACAUCCCCCUCCCUCGGCUUCUAGGGGGAAGCGCAGCCAGGGGGCUUUGCGCACUGCCUCCGCCUGCAGGCAUCAUCCCCGCAGCUCCCAUUGGUCGCGGUUCCCAGCCAAUGGGAGUCGUGGAGCCGGCGCUCGGGGAAGAGGCAGUGCACAGACUGCCUGGCCAUGCCUCUGCCUAGGAGCUGAGGGAGGGGGAUGUUGCCGCUUCCGGGGAGGUGUGGAGCCAGGUAAGGAGCCUGCCAGCCCCUCCCCGCUGCACCAGCAGGGGUCCCAGGCGGUCCACACACACACACCCCCAACCCGCCCCCUCAGGCCACCCCCCAUCCCGAGCACCCGCAGUGCCCCUCAGGCUGCCCUUCUGAGCACCCAUGGUGCCCCUCACCCCAUCGAGCAUGUGCAGCACCCCCAAGCCGCCCCCACGAGUUAGAGUUAUAUAGUACAAGUCAUGGACAGGUCACAGGUCGUGAAUUUUUGUUUACUGCCCAUGACCUGUCCAUGACUUUUACUAAAAAUACCAGUGACUAAAACGUAGCCUUAGUUAUCAAUGGCUCAUUGUCAGAUGGUGAAACGUAUCUAGUGGGGUCCCAAAGGGUACAGUUCUGGGUCGGGUGCUAUUUAAUAUUUUCAGUAAUGAGUUGAAUGAUGAAGUAGAGAGAAUGCUUAUAAAAUUUUCAGAUGACACUUGGCUGGGAGAGGCUGCAAACAUUUUGGAGGACGGGAUUAAAAUUCAAAAUGACCUUGACAAAUUGGAGACCUGGUCUGAAUUCAACAAAAUGAAAUUCAAUGAAGACAAGUGCAACAUACUUCACUUAGGAAAGAAAAAUCAAAUGCACAACUACAAAGUGGAAAAUAACUGGCUAAGUGGCACUACUGUUGAGAAGGAUCUGGGAGUUAUAGUGGAUCACAAAUUGAAUACAAGAAAACAAUGGGAUACGGUUGCAAAAAAUGCUAAUAUUCUGGAAUGCAUUAACAGGGUGGUCAUAUUUAAGACAUGGGAGGUAACUGUCCCACUGUACUAAGCACUAGUGAGGCCUCAGCUGGAGUAGUGUGUCCAAUUCUUGGUACCAUACCUUCAGGAAAGAUCUGGACAAACUGGAAAAUCCAGAACAGAGCAACAAAAAUGAUAAAAGGUUUAGAAAACCUAAUCUAUGAGGAAAACAAAAACUGGACAUGGUUAGUCUUGAGAAAAAGACUACCAAAGGGGGAUCUGAUAACGGUCAUCAAAUAGGUUAACGGCUAUUAUAGAGGAAGGUGAUAAAUUGUUCUCCAUUACCACUGAAGGCAGGACAAAUAGUAAUGGUAUUAAUCUGCAGAAAGGGAGAUUUAAGUUAGAUAUUCGGAAAACUAUAAUGGUAGUUAAGCUCUGGAACAGGCUUCCAAGGGAGGCUGUAGAAUCCCCAUCACUGAGGUUUUUAACAACAAGUUGGACAACCACCUGUCAGAGAUGGUCUAGGUUUAUUUGGGCCUGCCUGACCGCAGGGCAUUGGACUUGAUGAUCUCCAAAAGGCCCUUCCAGUUCUACAUUACUAUGAUAGCUAGCAUACAGAUUUAUUCUGAAACCCAGUAAGAAGUUAAUUACAUUACAACUGAAAAAGUGUAUUUACGGGAAAAGUCCAGUGGUUAACUGUAUACAAUAUUUAUUAGAUACAUUAAAAAUUUUCAAAGUAGUUUUUAGAUGACAUUUGUUUCAAGUAUCAGAGGGGUAGCCGUGUUAGUCUGGAUCUGUAAAAAGCAACAGAGAGUCCUGUGGCACCUUUAAGACUAACAGAUGUAU